GCAGUGAACCAUCAGAGCCUCAUCAUGAAAGUCCGUCACACUCUGAUCUGCUUCUUCUUCCUUUCUCUGCAGGAGGGAAACCCUGAAGUCAACAACAACAAAAACAUUUCAUUUGGAGUCGUUGGAGGAAAUCUUACAGCUGAAUUCAGGUUUUCUGCUGGAACAUGGAAAAUAUUCUGCAGAGGAGAAUGUGAAGGAGAAAACAUUCUUAUUAAUACAACAGAUGAGAAGCAUCAACGUCAAAGAUACAGCACUGAAUAUAUAACUGUAGAAUAUGCUCCUGCUUUGUCUGUGAACAUCACACAGCUGAUCAUGUCUGAUGCUGGACAGUACAGCUGUGCUGUGGCUGAAUCUCCAUCAUCAGUUUCAUACAAACAGUUUGAAGUUGUUGUUGCUGAAGCACUGCUGGAUGGAAACGAUGAUCAGCUGAAACACUUUGAUAAAGAAACUGGAAGCUCUCUCACAGUCGGAUGUUCCUUUAAUCCGGCUGGAGGACAUAAGUACCUCUGCAGAGGAGAAUGUGGAGAGCAUGAGGUUCUUCUUCAAACAGAUGGUGAAGAUGAUUUCAAAAACAGAUACAGAAUUGGAUUUAGAGGAACGUCAGAGGAGAAAUAUAAAGGAGGAGGAAUUCUGUAUGUGACGAUCACACAGCUGACUGAGUCUGACUCAGGACGGUACAGAUGUUCUCUGAAUCCAGCUGUUGGUCAAGGUUCAUUCAGAGACUUUGAGAUCAACGUCACAGAUGCAGUCGUCCAAUCAGCCUCCUCACCUUCACUCACCACUGAGCAGCCCGAGAAAACAUCUGAAGGUACCACUGUGUCCACAGAUGGUUUGCCGUCUGUGGGUCUGACUGUGGCUGUCAUCAUCAUCAUCAUCAUCAUCAUCCUUUUAUCAGUGUCUGUGCUGAUAUUCUGCAAGAAAAGAUCUGCAAAGAGUCAUCCUGUGGAAAUAGAGUACGCUGCUGUCACAGAGACCACCAACGCCGUGUAUGAGGAAAUCAGAGACGAGGGCGGACAGAAAGGAGCCGCUCCUGUGGAAAUCAGUUCAGUUUAUGCUUUGGCCAAAUACAACAACACGCCUGAAACCACCGAUGAUUACAGCGUGAUCACUGCAGCCACGCCUGAGCACAGCGCUGAAGACGACUCGAGCAAACUCACCAAAUCUGAGCUGAAUAGUUCAAAAGCAGACGUGGACUCUCCCAGCAGCACCUCGCCUGAGCCUCAGGGAGACGCAGGCUCUGACCCAAGCGCCUCUCUGGAAAAUCCACUGUAUUCUACUGCAGACUAGCUUCUGUUCUGCUGAUGGCAUAUUUUCUCCUGCAGGGUUCAAAAUGAAGUCGUUCUCUCACAAAAUGUGAGAUUCUUUUAAUUCAACGAUGUGACAGUUUGAGGGAAACAGUUGAAUACAGGGAGAGUUUUGACUUUCUGACACACGAGCUUUAACCAUGGGAAGAAAUUCUGCUGCUGGCUGAAGUAACCAAACUGAAAACUCGGUUAAAGUUUCAUAUUUUACACGUUCAUGCUUUACAGUCUCAUCCCUACAUGAGUUUGUUUUUCUUUACACUUAGCCAGAAGUAAACCGUUAAGAGUACAGACUGAACAUUUUACUGAGCUAAAGCUAAUAACUGUUUAUUAAUUUUAUGAAUAAAUGCUGAUUGUUUUUUAAGUGAAGUGGGGAGUGUUAUUGGCAGAAGUGUCCUUCUGCACAUUCACAUGAGGUCAUAAUAAGGAUUUGUUGUGUGAGCAUCUUUGCUUACCAACCAUGUUCACUAUUACAUGUUUCAUGCUAAUGUUCUUUAAAGCUAAUGUAUUUAUUUAUUUUAAAUUGUUCUGCAGAGUAGCUGUCAAAUAAAU
Maylandia zebra (zebra mbuna) is the source of this 1853-nucleotide messenger RNA. The record is from RefSeq and is a predicted model, not a curated record. Lineage: Eukaryota; Metazoa; Chordata; Actinopteri; Cichliformes; Cichlidae.